Molecule: messenger RNA, 1182 nt
Organism: Exaiptasia diaphana
Lineage: Eukaryota; Metazoa; Cnidaria; Anthozoa; Actiniaria; Aiptasiidae
Product: C-type mannose receptor 2
Exons: 6
Coding region: 67-1182 (371 amino acids)
Molecular function (GO): signaling receptor activity
Source: RefSeq, a predicted model, not a curated record
CCAGCAAUUUAGUUCAGCAUUGUGAAGCAUUGUGAAGUUGACCGCUGCUAUUAACGUGCAGUGAAGAUGGCGAGGUUAUGUGCGGRAAUCUUGUUUGUGAUUUGUUGUAUGUGUAGUUCUCUAGCGUAUCGAAGUACUCCAGGUUACGUUUUUAAGCACGAUCCGUAUAUCUAUAAAAUAGUCAUCGAGAAGUAUGACAAACGCACUUGGGUCGAGGCAAGAAAGAUUUGCCAAGAAGAAGAAAAUGGUGAAUUGCUGACAUAUGGUGAUCCCAAGGAAGCUGCGUGGGUCAAUCGACUUGUCGCUAACCUUACUGGAGAGAUGGGUUACUUGGGAAGGUUCUGGAUGGGAGCCACUGACAAACGGUUAAGGGGAGUAUACGAGUAUAUCGAUGACUCACCAUUCAARUACAGGGAAGCUCCGUGGGCUAAAGGCGAACCCAACCGACCAAAAGGGUUUGAAUAUAAUUACUGCAUUGUUACGGAAACCAAAGACAAGUCACCAGAAUGGAGUGAUGAGGACUGCUUUAAGAGCUUUGGCUACAUUUGCAAAUCCAGAGAUGCACCGAGGCGACUAAGAGCCGUUCAGCGAUUUGGAUAUUCUUGGGAGUGGAAUUACUACGACUAUAAGUUUGUUAUUCUACCAGAUGACUCAAUGACUUGGUCCGAAGCCGAAAUCUAUUGUCAAGAAGCCGAAUCGGGUCAUCUUUUGUCUAUCUACAAUUCAAAGGAAAGCGAAUGGGUUACGGAUAGAAUACGCCAGAUUCGACAAGUAUUAGGAUUCCAAGAGCUUUGGAUUGGUGCCACUGAUAUCUUCAGCAAGGGACAAUUUAAAUGGACCGAUGAAAAACCAGUAAAUUACACAAAGUGGCGUAACGGUACCGCCAACAUCCUAGCAGCUAGAAAACCCAGGGAGGCUUGUGUGUCGAUUCUUGCUCAUCCAAACUGGGGAGACUGGAACGAGGAGUACUGCAUUAAGAAGCUUCCUUUUGUUUGCAAGACUAAAAGUGAGUUGAUAUACUUCCUUACCAACCCCAACUUGCGSCGACUUGUAAAAACAACUAAUUUCUUUAACCAUCUAAUUAUUAUAUCAGGGGUUUUUGCAAUAUAUAUAUAUAUAAUUUACUACAUUGUAGAAAAAAAUAUGGUCCCUUGGGGAAAUUGCGAGAGUUUCAACAAGUAA